Messenger RNA from Nematostella vectensis (starlet sea anemone), 1113 nucleotides. RefSeq names its product protein LTO1 homolog. The coding region runs from base 104 to 556 and encodes 150 amino acids. The transcript has 6 exons. Lineage: Eukaryota; Metazoa; Cnidaria; Anthozoa; Actiniaria; Edwardsiidae. The record is from RefSeq and is a predicted model, not a curated record.
CAUAUUGAUUCGGAGAGAAAUGAACUCAAGAAAUUCUCUAUUACCAUUAUCGUAAUCCUAUUAGAUCAAAUCCGUCCAGUAAACGUUUACAUGGAUUCCCUGUAUGUUUGUUGAGCGAGCUGCAUUCUGGGUACAAGCCAAGAUGGCGGAAGAAGGUGAUAUUUUCGACUCGGUUUUGUUUUUGGAAGAAAGUUGCUAUAGAGAAGGGUAUGAAGAGGGAUGGAAGGCAGGACAGAGUGAAGGCCGGACAGAGGGCUAUAACCUUGGUCUGCAAAAAGGCGGGGAGAUCUCGUCUGAGGUUGGAUUUUAUUCUGGAUUUGUUCAAAUGUGGAUUGUUUUGAACAAGAACACCACUGAUGACAGAAAGAGAAAAAGAAUUUGUAAAUCUCUAGAAGGUCUCAAGCAUCUUAUUGGCAGUCUAGAUGUCAGUAACCCAACCAAUCAAAAGCUGUUUACUGAUCUGGCAAAAGUGAGGGCAAAGUUUAAACAGGUCUGUUCAUUACUUGGUGUCAACGCAGACUUCUCGCCACAUAACACUGCCGACCUGUCAUUCUAGCCCCUGGUAGUCCAGGCCAUACCCACAGAGGCAGCAAACCAUAUGUCUCCAUAGAAAGGAAAAAUGGAAACAGUAGAAUAUAAAAGAGAUAAUUGAACUGUACAGUGUAAAUAGCGUUAGGGAUAUAUACCUGUCUUCUGUCAGGAGAUAACCCGCUUUUAGAUCGCAAAACCAUUAUAAUUUUCAACUCUACCACUGUGACUUGUAAUCCGGAAUCUGGUAUCGAUGAAAAAAGGAGAUAAGGUACCCAGAAUCAAGUGGUAUACAGAAUACACACAAUAGAGGAUCGGUUUCCAGAUCGUGUCUGUGACAGGCGCAUAACAAGGAUUGGCUGAGAGGGGGGGCGCAUUUCCUUGAUAAGAAAUUACCCACAUUUUGGCCGCCGUGGGAGGGGGGAAGGGGCUGUGCGCACAGACCUUUUAUUUGGGGGACGAACAACGUAACUCUCGAAAUACCAGUCCAAAUAGCUUGAAACUUCACCCAGACCACUGUCAGAUCAGAAUAUCAUUGGGAGUUUUACGAUUUUAUUUCGUAUUAAAGUGAACUGCUUAUUUCAA